Syzygium oleosum is the source of this 1383-nucleotide messenger RNA. Its product is annotated as loganic acid O-methyltransferase-like. The transcript has 4 exons. The record is from RefSeq and is a predicted model, not a curated record. NCBI's taxonomy places the organism in Eukaryota, Viridiplantae, Streptophyta, Magnoliopsida, Myrtales, Myrtaceae. Gene Ontology annotation, molecular function: S-adenosylmethionine-dependent methyltransferase activity. Gene Ontology annotation, biological process: methylation. The coding region runs from base 151 to 1242 and encodes 363 amino acids.
CUCCGACAAGUCACUUGAAAAUUCAGACCACCAACAAGGUUUCACUUGAUAUAAAGAGGUGCUGAACCACUGAGCAAAAUAACAGCUGAGUUCAAAUUGUCCAGCACUUGAGGGGCAUCGAGAAAGAGAGAGAGAGAGAGAGAGAGAGAGAUGAGCAACGUCGAAACCCAAGUGCCGGCAACAUACCCGAUGAACAGCGGGGAGGGGGCUUACAGCUACAGGAAGAACUCUUACUUCCAGAGAGCGACCACAAAUGUUCUGAAGGCCAUGAUUGAUGAGGCAAUCAUUGAGAAGCUCGACAUAGAAACUUAUGUCUCCUCCAGUCCUGCCACGAUUCGCCUUGCCGACCUCGGCUGCUCGGUCGGACCAAACACCUUCAUUGCCAUGCAAAACGCCGUGCAUGCCAUCCAAAAGAAUCUCACAUCCAAAGGCCUCCUUACCGGGAUGCCCGAAUUCCAGGUUUUCUUCAACGAUCAUGCCGCCAAUGACUUCAACACCCUCUUCAAGUCCCUCCCUCCAGAAAAACCCUACUAUGCUGCAGGGGUUCCGGGGUCAUUUCAUGGGCGGCUGUUCCCGGAGUCUUCCCUCCACUUUGUGCACUCGCAGUACGCACUCCAGUGGCUUUCGAGAAUUCCGGACGCGAUAUCAAAUAGAAACUCUCCGGCAUGGAAUAAGGGGAAAAUUCACUGCACAAACGCUUCCGAGGCGGUGUGUGAGGCAUAUGCAGGUCAGUUCCACAUGGAUAUGGAAGCGUUUCUGAAAUAUAGAGCAGAAGAGAUCACCUCAGGAGGGAUAGUAGUCCUAACCAUGCCUGGAAAACCAGAUGAGGUUUCAUAUUCAAAGAUACCGGUGUGUGUAAUGUACGAUCUUAUUGGAUUGAGUCUCAUGGAUAUGGCCAAAGAGGGAAUAAUAAGUGAAGAGCAAGUGGAUUGCUUCAACUUGCCACUGUAUCCUGCAUCUCCAGCAGAGAUUGCACGGCUAGUCGAAAUGGACGGUAGUUUUCACAUAGAGAAGAUGGAGUUGCUCAACACCCAAACGAGGUAUGAAGGUGGAGUCAACGCACAGGAGAUUGUGAUACACCUAAGAGCAGGCUUGGAGGGGAUUAUCAGCAAACACUUUGGAAGCAAGAUUGUUGACGAACUCUUUCGACGUCUUGUGGAAAAGACUCGGGAGUUCAGCCACCUACUGGAAUCGUGCUACAAGGAAGGGACUCUUAUGUUUGUUGUUCUCAAACGCCACUGAUGCAUCCUUUGAAGAUGACUCUACUGCCCUAAAAUUCGAUUAACUAGAAUAAAGUCGCUAGUACCUAAAUUACUCUGUUAUAUAUAGAUCAAGUGAUCUUUCGUGGUGAUUUCAAUGUCAGCAUUUCCAUUUCAAUAUCAA